UUGACAACCUGGGGACACCAUUAACCACCCGCCCGCCCUCGGCAUCUCGGGGGAGGAGAUGACAGCGCUGCAGCUUACACUGCAUUGUCGGAAACCCGAAUUUGGGGAGUUUCCUCAGAUCCAGGACUAGCUGGAGAAAUCAAAGAUAUUAAAAUUACUGUUGUCUGGAAAGCUGGAGGAAAUUCAAAAUAAGUAAGGCAGUUUCGAGUGUUAGAAAUAAUCCCUACAGCAUGUAGUUUAUGGACCCUGAAAAUUUUAGCCGGCAUCGUGCUACUGCACGUUUCAAUUACUUUUUCAAACAAAAGUUUUCUCUUUAAGUGGUUUUACUUUGGUAUGAAUUUUAAAGACAAAGUGAGAAAUUUUCUUUUUUGGAAUCCUACAAAACAUUGACAUCUAGAGCUCAAGAUUUACUGAUGAAACGGGUUUUGAAGAUGUCAGAAAGGCAUUCAGGUCAAGCUGGCACUGGAGCAGGAAAUGAGGUAGACUCUCCUAUUGUCAAUGUCAAGGACUCCAGCUCUGGAGACUUGUGUUCCACAUCUUCAUUUCAAGAUAGUGGCUACAGUGAGCUGUUAAAAUCUUGCAGCUUUGAUAAUACAGAUAAAGAAUUUUUUGGAAAAAAAGAAAAAGGCUCAACAUUAAUCCAUGAACAUCCCGAAACUUCAAGCCUGGCCUUAACACCUAAUUUAGAGUCUCCAACUCAAAAAGUAAGAUUUGUCUUCCCUAGAAAGGAAAAGGAUAAAACUCCAGAACUUUGCGAAACUCCUAAAGUCAGUGGAAAAAAAUUUUUACUGCGCAGAAGAUUGGACAUAUCUUUCUCUUUUCUAAAGGGGGACUUUGAAUCACAAAAUAGUUCUCUUGAAAGUAGUAUAAGCCAAGUUCCCAAUUUAAACAAAAAUAUUCCAGGCACUGCUUCAGGUUUGUCAAGGCAAAAUAAUUUCAAUUCUUUAGUUAAUAGCACUUUGAAAACAGAAGAAGCAACUUCCAGCAGUCAAAAAUUGAGGCUUAAUUUUUCUCAACAGAAAACUUCCACAGUUGAUGAUUCCAAAGAUAAUGGUGGCCUAUUUGAAGUUGAAUGUAUAUCUCCAAUUCAGGGCAGUGGUUUUAAAGAUUCUUUCACACAUGACUUCAGUGAUAGCAGUCUAUGUGUUAACGAUGAGAAUACACAUCCCAAACUUCUGGGCUCCUCUGUUAGUGGAACAACAUAUGGAACAGAUGAGGACAUAUUUGUGACUCCAAUAAGUAAUCUUGUAGCAAAUAUUAAAUUUACCGUAAGUCAAAGGCUUACUCCUUCAACUGAAGUGAGACGCAACAUUUCAACACCCGAAGACAGUGGUUUUAACUCUCUUUGCUUAGAUAAAUCAGAAGAUUCCCUCUCUGAAGAAGAGGGUUCUUUUCAAGAACUACUUCAAAAACAUAAGGGAACUCUCAAAGUCGGGGACACUGUAAGGAAGUCAAGGCAUCUUGAAAGGUUGAGAAGACUGUCCACCCUUCGAGAGCAAAGCUCACAAUCAGAGACAGAAGAAGAACAGCUGGUCAACCACUCUGGUCCUGAAACAACACCAGUGGUGGCUUCAGACAGCUCAGAGAGUCAGCCAAGCAGUGAUAAUAAGAGUGAGGAUUUGAUUUUAAGCUUUCCAAAUUUAUCAAAGACCCCAGCUUUGCAAUUAAUGCAUGAGCUCUUUAUGAAAAGCAAAAGGAAAAGAUUCCAGCAAAAUGGUGCCCAUGAAUUGUUAGAAGAAAGGGACGGGGAGAGAAUAGCUGUACUACAGCAUGUACUUGCAGGACUGAUUGGCAAGAAAAUGGGUAUAGAAAAACUGGACAUCUUAACAGAAUUAAAAUGCAGAAAUUUAAAGCAUAUUCUUGCUAUGGUUUUGGACUCUUUGACUGUAGAAAGCCUAUGCAGUGUUUGGAAAGUGAGUAGAAAUUGGCGUGAAAUUAUUGUUCAAGAUAAAAAAGCAAAUCGGAGGAGGAAAUUUCAUAUCACACAACUGAAAACGGAUUCUGAGGGGGCUAUAUUAAAUGUUGAGGAUGCUGCCACUCGGCUCCAUCUUUUAAAUCGAUCAGCUUUAAGAUCUGUGCAAGCACAGGCUAGGACACCAGGUUUUCAGAGAGAACAAAUUUCAACAUUUUCUCCUUGGGGAGAAGUUUUGACACCCGUAGCAAGUUCUGCUGUUACUCCCUUAAGUAGUAAACAGGAAGAAUAUGUUAAGGUUGCCAAAACACUUUUUAUUGAUGAAGCAUUAAAACCUUGCCCAAGGUGCCAAUCCCCUGCUAAGUACCAGCCCUAUAAGAAAAGGGGACUGUGUAGUCGCACCGCCUGUGGUUUUGACUUUUGUGUGUUAUGUUUGUGUGCUUAUCAUGGGUCUGAAGAAUGUAGUAGAGGAGCAGCAAGGCCAAGAAAUAGAAAAGAUGCUCUUCCAGGAAGUGCCCAGAGUAAGCGGAACCUAAAACGCCUCUAAAGAGACUUUAAAUAUAAAAGAAGCAUCCUCCCCUAAGCAACUUUUGUUUGUCUGACUUAAAAUUAUGAAUAUUUUGAAAGCAUGCAAGUCUUCCCAUUAAUGACAGAUGAUGAUUUAUUUCCUAUUUUAUAUAUAUUCUAAUCCAUGUCAUUGUUUUCUUUCAAGUAGUGAGUUUUGGAAAUUUUAAUUUUACUAUGUCAUUUUUACUCAUUUUAAUAACUUAGUGUUUUUAAAUAAAGAAUUUUCAAUGUUAUCGUAUAUAUGUAUAUAACUGUUUUGUGUAACAUUAGAAGAUUGUGCAUUUCAUCACCCUAUGUUGAAAUGUUCUUCAGUCACUUUUAAAAAAUAAUUUUCCGAAUAAUUUUUAAAAUUUUGAACUUGAGACAGAUGGCUUUUGCAGAUUUUGAAAUCUUUGACUAUUUGACUGAAAUGAAAUAUAAAUAAAAUGUUUUCAGAAGUUCUGUUGAAUUUACUCUGUAACCUCAAUCUUUCUCUUAAUUUAAU
Vicugna pacos (alpaca) is the source of this 2963-nucleotide messenger RNA. The record is from RefSeq and is a predicted model, not a curated record. NCBI's taxonomy places the organism in Eukaryota, Metazoa, Chordata, Mammalia, Artiodactyla, Camelidae.